Molecule: messenger RNA, 2271 nt
Organism: Colletotrichum costaricense
Lineage: Eukaryota; Fungi; Ascomycota; Sordariomycetes; Glomerellales; Glomerellaceae
Product: RhoGAP domain-containing protein
Exons: 4
Coding region: 1-2271 (756 amino acids)
Biological process (GO): regulation of GTPase activity; signal transduction
Cellular component (GO): cytoplasm
Source: RefSeq, a predicted model, not a curated record
AUGGGCCGGAAGCAUGCACCACAGCCGCUGACGCUGUCUGAAUCUCAAGCCUCCUCCGACCAGCCUGAAGACGUGCCGCGCUCUGCUGAAACCCUCGCCUCUGCCGUUCCUCCAAGCGCUGGCUCUAAAUCGCAAUCCUCUCCCAGAUCUCCGCGCUCUCCCUUUAGGUUCACUCCGAAAAGGCCCAGCGCAAGUGGCAAGCAGUCUCUUCAGUUGACCGACGAGCAUCGAAACUUUCAAGACCAGGACGACGACGAAGACCUCGAACAGUAUCAAGCCAUCUCCUCCGCCCUCCACCGCGCCUCCGAAGACACGCCCCCUCGCCAGCAUCAUCAGCACAACCCCAUCAGCCCUCGUCAACAACAGCACCGCCCCGACGAGCCAUCCCGAAGACCCUCCAAAGCCGCCGGGUUUUUCUUCAAUUUCACAAAGUCUGCCAACAAAUCGUCCCAUUCUCUCGUCUCCCCCGCGCAGUCGCCCUCACACCCUCAGCGCCAGCACCAGCAACACCAACAGAGCCCGAUCCAGUACCCUGACUCGAGAGGCGAAAGUAUGUCGAGGGGCCCCGACAAUGCUCCUCCCAUGAGCAACCAACCCACCCAACCUUUAGCAGAUCCGUCCUAUGCUGAGCACUCCGUCCAAAAGCCCGCACCCACCCUGCCGUCCCGCUCCGACGUAUCUUUAGCCUCUGCUGCCGACUACGAUACUUCUCCCGCCCAACCCUCCUCGUCCAAGAAGUCCAAAUCGAAGCCAUUUGGUCUUCUGAGCCGCAGCAAGUCGCUUCGCGACAAGGACGGCUCAAGCUCUCGAGACAAGCAACCCAGCCCGGUGCCCGUAUCGAUUGUCGAACCCGAACCGUCGCACACCUCGACGAGCCGUAACCACUCGCUCAACAAUACCAGCACUGGACCCGAAAGGUCUGCCAGAGAAAUGGUGAACUCUACCGGGCGGAAUCGCUCGGAAGACCGCGCGUCGCCCCGGGAAAUGAGCCACAAGGACAAUCAUAGGGAAAAGGACCACCACCCUCGGCAAAACUCGUCUUCACAAAAUGGUGGCUUUUUCGGAGGACUGAAGAGUGGCAGAGACAUUAUUAGCAACCGGUUAUUCGGCAAGGGUGGCCGUAGUGGAAGCACGACGGAGAGGGAGCCUGUCAUCGACGAUGAGCACUACACACUCAAGACAAUCAAUCUGCCUCUGGUCGAGCAGACGCGUCGCACACGCAUCUCGAAGCGCUUGGAGGAUUCAAGAGACAAGACGGAGUUUUGGAUGCCCGCUUUCCCGUGGCGCGCGAUCGACUACUUGAACUAUAAGGGCUGCGAUGUGGAAGGCUUGUACCGUGUGCCUGGCAGCGGGCCGCAGAUCAAGAAAUGGCAGAGGAAGUUUGACGAAGAGUACGAUGUAAACCUCUUCGAACAGCCGGACCUCUAUGACAUCAACAUCAUAGGCUCCAUGCUCAAGGCUUGGCUGAGAGAGCUUCCCGAUGAGCUAUUCCCUAAGGCGGCCCAGGAACGAGUUGCGAGAGAAUGCGCCGGCUACGAAACCGUGCCCCCACUAUUGGUCGAAGAGCUGUCGAACCUCUCGCCAUUCAACUACUACCUUCUUUUCGCAAUCACCUGCCACCUCAGUUUGCUCCUGGCGCAUUCCGACAAGAAUAAGAUGGACUUUAGGAAUCUCUGCAUUUGCUUCCAGCCAUGCAUGAAGAUUGACGCAUUCUGUUUCAGAUUCUUGGUCUGCGACUGGCGCGACUGCUGGAAGGGCUGCAAGAACGAGGCAAAGUUCAUUGAGCAGGAAUAUCAACUAUUCGAUCAGCCACCCCCAAAAGGCCUCUCGGAACCGCGCAAGCCGUCUCGUGAGACGAGCGAGGAGCCUGCGGCCCCCGUAGCGCAGGAAGAACCCGCUCCUGUGACGUUGGACGAUCGCGCAGCAUCGUUUUCGGAAAGCAGUAAGCAGUCCAGCGUUGUCACUGAGCAGCAGACCAAGGAGAAAGACAGACGGCUAAAAAAAAAGCCCAUCCAACUUUCUGAGUCAAACGGCAGUGUCGCAUCCAACUCGACGAUGGGUACGACGCUGACGAUUGACAGCGGCCUUUCUUUCUUCCUCGAAUACCCAGGCGGAACUCGUGUGUACAGGGAACACUUUAGCAUCACCAACAACAACAUCACUGACGACAUCACGCCACUGACGACUUCCGUUCUUCCUCCUCCGAGCGACUCUCCCUGCCCCGGUCCUGUGCCAAGCCCAUAUCGGAUGUCACCAAAAGUCAUGGCAUGA